AUGAGAUACGACGUUCAAGAGUUGCUUCAUCAGUCUGCUGAGGAUCCAUUCGCCAGAUUUGCAAAUGGGAUGGCAUAUCAUCCAUUUCUGCAACUCUCCCGACCCACUGAUUUCAGCGUAUCGUCGCUGUUGACGGCGGGCACCCAGCAGUUUUAUUGCAACAGCAGCAACAGCAUCAACAGCAAUUACAUUUGCAGCAACAGCAACAACAGCAGCAGCAUCAUCAUCAUCAUCAACAGCAACAACAACAACAGUUGCUUUGUGGUGUCGCAAGCCUCACCUGUGGGUGGUCAACAACCGCCACUGUUAUCGCCUGGCAGCAAUAAUAAUAAUAAUACAAGUAGUAGUAAUAGUAUCGGUAGCAAGUCGGCUGUGAGCAAUAGCAGUCACAACAGCAGUAGCAACAAUAACAACCGCAAUACACCCACCACAAAUAACAGUAGCAGCAGCAACAACAACAACGAUCCUCAAAGUAGUAACAACAAUUUGUCAACACAACAACAACAGCCACUAGCUCAUCCAACGCCACAUUUGUCCUCACCACACCUAUCGCCGCAUCGUCAACCGCCGCCACCACCGCCACCAACGCAUACGCAUCCGCACGCACACGCCGCACAACCGCCACCACCAGCGCCCCAACAUCCACAUCACUCCCCUGUGCCGGGUCAUCACGCGUUGGGACCACAUCUGCCCCAACAGGCAUACUUUCCAGCCGCCGCUCUUGCAGCGCUAGCAGGCAGUCCGGCUGGUCCACAUCCGGGCUUAUACCCAGCUGGUUUGCGUUUCCCGCCACAUCAUCCGCACGCUCAUCUCCCCUUGGGUACACCCUACACGACCGCCGAGGACGUGGUGCUCGCAUCAGCGGUGGCGCAUCAGCUACAUCCAGCAAUGAGACCGUUGCGUGCGCUACAACCAGAAGACGACGGCGUUGUCGACGAUCCGAAGGUGACGUUGGAGGGCAAAGAUUUGUGGGAGAAAUUUCACAAGCUCGGCACGGAGAUGGUGAUCACCAAAAGUGGACGGCAAAUGUUUCCUCAAAUGAAAUUUCGCGUUUCCGGCUUAGACGCGAAGGCGAAAUAUAUUUUGCUCUUGGAUAUCGUUGCUGCGGACGAUUACCGUUAUAAGUUUCAUAAUAGUCGCUGGAUGAUCGCCGGCAAAGCGGAUCCAGAAAUGCCAAAACGCAUGUACAUCCACCCCGAUUCGCCGACAACCGGCGAACAGUGGAUGCAGAAGGUCGUCUCAUUUCACAAAUUAAAAUUGACCAACAAUAUUAGUGAUAAACAUGGAUUUACGAUACUCAACUCAAUGCAUAAAUACCAGCCACGGUUCCAUUUGGUGCGAGCCAAUGAUAUACUCAAGCUGCCGUAUUCAACAUUUCGGACGUAUGUUUUUAAGGAGACAGAAUUUAUUGCCGUUACAGCAUAUCAAAAUGAGAAGAUUACUCAAUUAAAAAUCGAUAACAAUCCCUUUGCGAAGGGUUUUCGUGAUACCGGCGCUGGCAAGCGGGAAAAGAAUUGUUACAGGCAAGCGCUCAUGUCGAAUCGCGGGUCCGAUUCGGACAAACUCAAUCCUACACAUGUAAGCAGCUCACGUGCGCCACUACAUUUGGGCCACACAGGACGACCACCGCAUCACAUGCUGCCGCAUGCGAGCUUACACGACAAUCAAGCGGACGAUGAGGAUAAACUAUUGGAUGUGGUCGGACCGCCGCAAAGCCCACUAUUGCCUUUGAGUCAUUCGUUGCAGCAGAUGCAUGCGCAUCAGCAAUCCGCCCUUGCAGCCUGGUUCAACCACUUGGCCGGCGCUGGUGAUCAUGCGAAUGAAGAAGCAUUACGUCGUCGCCUCCAGUCGGACGAUGUGGAACGUGAUGGCAGCGAUUCGAGUUGUUCGGAGAGUGUGGGCGGUAGUACGGGCGGCGCUUUCCGACCCACCUCGUCGGGUAGUCCGAAAGAGGGCGCCGCUGGUGGUCUGAAUGCAACUGGCGCAUAUCCAUCACCGAAUAUCUCAGUGGGACCACCGAUUCACCCAUCGCCGCAUCUGUUGCCUUACCUCUAUCCACAUGGCCUAUACCCGCCGCCACAUCUCGGACUGCUGCACAAUCCAGCAGCAGCGGCUGCCGCCAUGAAUCCGGCCAGUCUCAAUCCGGGUUUACUCUUCAAUGCGCAGCUAGCGUUAGCCGCACAACAUCCCGCCUUAUUCGGACACUACUCAGGACAUACGCCCGUCUCGCCGCUGCAAGGUCUGAAGGGACAUCGUUUUUCGCCGUACAGCCUGCCCGGGAGUUUAGGCUCCGCCUUUGAUGCCGUCACGCCCGGCUCAAAUGCGAAUCGUGUUGGCGGUCCGCCAGGUGCGGGUGAUGCCUCUACGCUGGGUCCCGGCAGUAGCGGACCGGGAAGUAGUAUAGAAAAUGGACCGCGCAGUUUAAGUUCCAGUCCACGACCACGUGCCUCAUCUAACUCGCCACCUACACGACCGAUUUCCAUGUCGCCCACAACGCCACCAUCACUGUUGAAGCGUCAAAACUCUCCAUCCGAGCUAAAGAGUAUCGAGAAAAUGGUUAACGGCUUGGAAGUGCAUCAUAACGGGAGUGGUGCGAGUGGCGGUGUAGGCGGUAUGGGUAUUGGUAUUGGCGCGCUGGUAAGUGGCGCCUUGGAGGAGUUGCAGCGCAAGACGCCAACGCAAAUGGAUCAGUGACAUUUAUUUGAUCGGGACGAUAACGACCGUUCGUCUGUCAUCGAUCUCGACGAUGUGUGACCGCAAGAGCAAGUUUUCCUCUUGCUUUAGUGGGCUUGCGUAGUAGCCGGAGCAGUGGGCUGGAUCCGAAGCCGGCACAGUAGCCUGCAUGUAUGUGCUGUGCGCGUUGCCUAUGGAGCCGAGAAAUGUGGAGCAGCCUUAUGUGAUAUGCUGCUUUCGAAUAUGUCAAUUGUGUGCGAAUUCUGCUUCGUCCUCGUGCGCCUGUGGAUCGUAAGUCUUUGCUGCAACGCGAAUGUACAUUAUGUUAUCUCGGGUGUGUAUAUAGUAAACCGUUGCAAAAAAACUAGCUUAAGUAGCAUAAUAAGCUUCGCAUAUGAUAUAGCAAUUAAAUUUAUGUUCCACAUAUAAUCCACACAUGGAAUUUCAUUAUUUGAAAGUAAAUAUUCAUUAUGGUAAUGCGCCGGUGCAGUGACGGGCUAAGAAUUUUAUCCUUUUGAACACUUGCAUUUUUGUCUUAGACAAACAUUUUCUGCUACAAUUUAUUUAGGUUUUAAUUUGUCUAAACAUUUUCAAUCAGAUCUAUGAGAACUUUUUUCAACUUUUUUUUACUUUGCAGACACGGUCCGCAUGUAAGUUUUACAACAUUAACUUAGAAUGAAUUGCUUAUAACUUACACUCAAAAUUACCUAAGUUCCACAUGCGAUCCACAUAAUAUCCACAUGCGAUUCACAUAAAAUCCGCUUGCAAUUUUUUGCUUAUUGAUUUAAAUUUAAGUUCUCUACACUAAUUACACUUUUUUUUUACAAAUUGACCAAAGUUCCACAUACGCUCCACAUUUAAAAUUUAUGAAUUUUUUCUUUCUUAACUUUAAAAUGAUUUAUCUAUGUGAAAAAAAUAUUUUCCACAAAAAGUCGCUGACUUCAACAAGCGAUCCACAUACGUUCCACAUAAAAAAAAUCAUACCACGCCAUAAGAUACACUUGCACUUUAAUUAAAUGCAGUUUCAGGCAAAUUUCAUUAGCGCUCUAUACUUGGCGCAUACGCAAAUGAAAUACCCUAUAUUAUAAUACUAAAUUUAAUAUACUCUUUUGAUUUCUAUUUCUAUAAAUAUUUUUAAAUUUAAUUAAUCUCUUAAGUUUUCAAACCAAAGAGUUACUUUCAGUGAAAAAA
Molecule: messenger RNA, 3864 nt
Organism: Ceratitis capitata (Mediterranean fruit fly)
Lineage: Eukaryota; Metazoa; Arthropoda; Insecta; Diptera; Tephritidae
Gene: bi
Product: optomotor-blind protein
Biological process (GO): cell fate specification; regulation of transcription by RNA polymerase II; positive regulation of DNA-templated transcription
Cellular component (GO): nucleus
Molecular function (GO): DNA-binding transcription factor activity, RNA polymerase II-specific; RNA polymerase II cis-regulatory region sequence-specific DNA binding
Source: RefSeq, a predicted model, not a curated record